Molecule: messenger RNA, 769 nt
Organism: Paramecium primaurelia
Lineage: Eukaryota; Ciliophora; Oligohymenophorea; Peniculida; Parameciidae
Source: the annotation of a GenBank genome assembly
AUGCUACAAACUUCUGUUAUCAUUAGUUCUACUCCAUCAUAUAUUGAACGGUUUUCUCCAUUUAUAUGUGCUUGUCCUAUAUGUCCAUGCAUUACUUGUUUAUAACCUUGUGAAUAAGCUAAUGAAUAUAGUAUUAUUUAUUGUGAAGAUGAUUGGUCUAAUUGGGGUUAAGUGCAUUUUGAAGUUAAAGAAGUAUCCAAAUUUAUGUAAAGGUAAUUCAAUCAUUUUUAAAAAAGAGAUUUAUUUGUCCUCCUUCAAAGCGAUCUCUUGAACUUGUAGAUUAAAGAAAAUUUUCAGAAGUUCAUAUUAAAGUAGAAAAACCUUACAAAUUCUCUUUUUUAUGCUUUUAAAGACCAGAAAUGUUAAUUUACUAAAGAGGUUAGUAUAUUGGAAAAGUAAUGGAGGAACUUUAAUGGACAAUUAUCAAAUGUACGUUUUAUAAAGUAAAUACUCUAAAUAUUCUUAUUAGUUAAUGUGCUUUGAUAAAAAUAAUGCUUUACUUUAUACUAUCAGUGCUAGUUGUUGUUAACCAGGAUUAUUUUGUAUGUUACCUUGUCAAUCUUGUGCUGAAAUUGAAUUUGAAAUUAAGGACAGAAACAAUUAAAAAGUUGGUAAGAUUUGCCAUUUAUUUGGGGGGUUUCGAAGAGAAUGGUGUACUAAAUCUGAUACAUAUGGAAUCAAUUUUCCUGAAUUUGCUACCAUUGAAGAGAAAAUUAUUCUUAUCAUGGCUGGGAUAUUUAUUGAUUAUGCAUAGUUUUAAAAUUAUUGA